UGAAGUCAUCCUCAGCCUGAUUCACACAAGACACCCCGCCAGAGGCACCUGCUGUGACCCCCCCCCCCCCGGAAGCACAGCUGCAGCCGCCGCAGGAUGGCGCGGCUGACUGGGCAGCCGCAGACGCUGGCGCCCAGCGGACCCCAUCCGCCUCCAGCGCCGACGCCUGUCCUCCUUCCCGCCUCCCCCCCCCCACGUGCCCUCCCAGCGGGGCACGGCCAGGCUCGCCAGCCGAGCGGGCCCUCGCCGCGGCCGCAGCUCCGCCCGCGGCGGGUCACGUGAGCGCCGAGUCCCCGCCCGUGGCUGGCUUGGGCUCGGUUGAUUUUUAUCUUCUGUUUUGAGGAUGACCCCAAAACAUGAAAAACAGGAAUUUGUAACUGUCCUGGUACGGGACCCUAGGAUACAGAAGGAAGACUCUUGGCAUUCACAUAUAAACUAUGAGAUAUUCAUUCAUACAAAUAGCAUGUGCUUUACAAGGAAAACGUCUUGUGUUAGACGACGCUUUCGAGAAUUUGUAUGGCUGCGGCAGAGACUUCAGAAGAAUGCUGUGCUACUCCAAUUACCUGAACUGCCAUCUAAAACUCCCUUUUUUAAUAUGAAUAAUCCCCAUCAUGUGGACCAUCGUCGACAGGGCCUACAAGAAUUUCUUGAGAAGAUCCUACAAAAUGCAUUAUUGCUUUCGGACAGUAGACUUCACCUCUUCUUACAGACUCAGCUAAGUCCAGAAGAUAUUGAGGCUUGUGUAUCUGGACAAACAAAAUAUUCCGUUGCUGAUGCGAUUCAUAAGUUUGCCUCUUUGAAACGACGUUUUCCUAUUGAAGAGGAAGAGAGAAAGAGAGGAAAAAAUGAUGCAGAUUCUGAUUCAGAGAGUUCAUCCUCCAGGCUUGGACACAGCAGUGAUGACAGCAUUUCACGUGGAUGUAAAGCAAGCACAGUCCCCGAAGAAUCCUGAAAAAUCAUUUGUAUAUUGCCAUCUUAAGACCAGCAAAAUAAUGUGUUCUCUCUCAAUUUUCAAACAGCUUUGAAACUGUUUCUUUGUUUGUUGCUUUUAUUAAAUUGCACUGAUUUAUAUUUACAUGUCGCCUACUAUAUUUAGGUUUAUGCAGCCAUUAAAAUCUUGACAAAUAUUGGGCUAAUGGUGCUUUAUUGCCAAGUAUGGCUGAUAAAAUAUUUCCCUGGGUGACGAUGUAUUUUAGAUCUUAAAAAAUAAAGCUAUUUUACAUUAGUUUUAAAGUUGUGUAUCAAAUUAAAAUAUACUCAAAGCAACUUUGUGAUCUUUAUACCAGAGAAGUUUCAUUCUAAACAGUUGUGUAACAUUGGUAAUGAAGUUAUAUAGACCACAGUAUUAACUUUUUAAAAUAGCAUGGUGACUUAAGGAAAACAGAAUCUGUGCUAUUUGUUGCUGACAAUUGGAGAUAUAGACUUUCUCCAAUAUUUAUGGAAAACUUGCUCUUAUCAUGCACAAGAGCCAGAGGCCAACAUUUUCAAACAUAGAUGCCUAAAGUUAGGCACAUAAAUAAAUGUGACAUGAUUUCCAGGGGUGCUGAAAACCGUCAGCUCUCAUGGAACGUAGUAGGAGCUAUGAUUGCUCCCUCCCUGUGAAAAUCAUGCGUAAAAUCUGGCCCCACUGAAGUCAAUGGGCAUUUUGCACUGACUUCAAUGGAGCCAACAUUUCACUCUAGGUAUCAAACUGAGGGACCUAUGUCUGAAAAUGUUAGCUAAGUUGUUCUAGGUUAAUAUUUUAAAUGAAGUGAAACUGUCUUUCCAAAACAGGGCUGCCCGGGCGGGGGAGGGGCAAGUGGGGCAAUUUGCCCUGGGCCCCACAGGGGCCCCCACGAGAGUUUUUGGCGGCACUUUGGCGGCGGGUCCUUCAGUGCCGCUGAACACACCCGGAGUGAAGGACCCGCUGCCGCAAACCUGCCGCCGCUUCUUCCACUCCGGGUCUUCGGUGGCAAUGGGCCUUCCGCUCCAAGUCUUCGGCGAAGUGCCCCGAAGACCCAGAGCGGAAGGACCUCCACCGCCGAAGACCCCACACCCCCUGAAUCCUCUGGACGGCCCUGUUUCAAAAGGCUGAUAGUCACAUAGCUAUAACACAUUGUUCAAAUAUAGAACGCUAAGCUGUUGGGUACAAACUGAAAUAACUGGAGUUUUUUAUUUCACUUUUACUGUAGUAAACACAUUGAAAUAUUGACUUUUUCACAAAUGGCAUGCCUGGACACAACUUUUUAACCACAAACAUUUGUUAUAAUCUGCUUUGCUCUUUAUAGCAGCAACUAUGAGUUGGCUUGUCCCAGAGCCUGUCAAUACAAGGAAGAAACCAUUGAAAAAAUGCAAGAAUAGAAUGGUCUCCUGUGUGUCACCCACUAAAUUUGUUAGUCUCUAAGGUGCCACAAGUACUCCUGUUCUUUUUGCAGAUACAGACUAACAUGGCUGCUACUCUGAAACCCAUUAAAAGAACUGCUUUAAAAACAUAAAAAUGUUUCAGUGUUUAUUUAUAUUUGAUGUUUAACUGUUAUUAAAAACAAGGCAGUGGGUCUGAUCCUAUUCCCAUUGAAAUAAUGGCAAAACUCCCCUGGAUUUCAGUGCUGCAAGUUCAGGUCCAGUAUGGAUUUUGUCUCUGACAAAGAUAUGGUAGUUAGUAUCUUUUAACCUGUGAAUUACAGAAACAAUGUAUAAUUAAUUGGCCAGCUAAUAAAAGUUAGUGUGGAUGUGUUUUUAAAUCAUCCAGCUGGGAAUAUGUAUAGUUUUAGAAAGGUGUGUUUUAAGAGCUUGAGGAUAACAUCUCAUCUCUUAGGUAAUUACGCUGACCCAGUUUUCUCUUCAUGGUAGCACUUUCAUAAGAUAAAUAUCCGUUUCUUUUGCUCAGUUUUGUUGAAUUGCACAAAUAUAUCUAGUUGCCAUCUCUGCUUGUGUGUAGAAGAGUCAACAAAAUAUUUUCAUAUCACAGCACUAGCAUUAAUAAAGCAACAAGUUAUCAUGGCAAGAUAGUUGCUAUUGCAAAGUGCAGACUUUUUUUGGAAUAUGUUGCCUCAUUGAUGGACUUAUUAUUUAGCAAAGAUGCCCAAAACAUCAGUGAAAAAAAUCUUGAAAUGAACAAAAACUAAGAACUGGAAUAAUUUUUUAGAGAAGAAAAUUAAUUAUCACUUUGUUUACCAUACUAUUGGGGGUUGGAUUUAAUUUUGUUUUGUUUUGUUUUAAUAUUGAACUAGAUCAUUGAAUGCACUUUACACUUUGUGGCCUGCUAACAUUCAUCCUGACUAUCUGUUUAAAAGUAAAGCAAAUGUAAGAGUUGGAGAACCUUUGUGACUACUUUCUAUAAUUCAGGGAUCUUGUCUUUUGUGUAUUAAGGAGAUUUUGCAAAGCAGCCUGUUUCAGUGAUAAAUACUUGGGAUCAUAAUAAUUGUAUUGUUAUUAACUUUAUCACACUCUUCACAAGUUAUAUCUGUGCUCUAAAAUCUAUUACAUUACCUUCUUCCUAUUCUUCAUGGAAAUUAAUUUAAAAUGUUACUCUUUUGAGUUCUCUGUAUACCUAGUAUUAGUGGAAACGUUCAUGUUAAAUGAUGAUGAAUAUUCUGUUCUAGGGUUUGUUAUGUAGCAAGAAAAAACAAUUGUAAACAUUGUAAAUGUUUUAGGCUAUGUUUAUUUUGUGAAAUUUAAAUAUAAAACUUCUUAAAAUUUUU
This is a messenger RNA of Dermochelys coriacea (leatherback sea turtle), 3680 nucleotides long. RefSeq names its product sorting nexin 10 (gene SNX10). The record is from RefSeq and is a predicted model, not a curated record. Gene Ontology annotation, biological process: intracellular protein transport. NCBI's taxonomy places the organism in Eukaryota, Metazoa, Chordata, Testudines, Dermochelyidae. The coding region runs from base 344 to 952 and encodes 202 amino acids. The transcript is spliced from 7 exons. Gene Ontology annotation, molecular function: phosphatidylinositol binding.